Molecule: messenger RNA, 747 nt
Organism: Desarmillaria tabescens
Lineage: Eukaryota; Fungi; Basidiomycota; Agaricomycetes; Agaricales; Physalacriaceae
Exons: 1
Coding region: 22-747 (241 amino acids)
Source: RefSeq, a predicted model, not a curated record
UAUGCAAUAUCCCAUGCAUGGAUGUCUGACCAGGAGCACAAAGAUGUGUGGACACCCAUCAAUGGCUAUGAAUGGCCUGUGCCAAUUCCCAAAGAUGCAGACCUCAAUCACAUCCAGAUUGAGAUGUUGAACUUUGGAGCUCAGUAUGUGUGGCUAGAUGUUCUGUGUUUGAGGCAAGCAGGUGGGAAGAGGGAGGAUUUGUGCAGAGAAGAGUGGAAGGUUGAUGUUCCUACCAUUGGAGCUAUCUAUCAUGAGGCAAAGGUGGUGUAUUACCUCAGUGGGCUGGGUCAUCCAUUUUGUUUGAAGUUGGGGGACUUGGAAAGUGAUCAGUGCUGGUUCAGGUGUGCAUGGACACUACAGGAGGUCAGCUGUGAUUAUAUCAUUGGUGGGGUGACUGGAAAUCACUGGAUGGAUGAAGACAUGCAAACCAGGUGUGAUGGACAACUACAAUCAUUGCAGAACAUGAGAGAUCAGAGCAUGUGGUACAUCCUGUCACAGAUGCAGAAUCGCAUGUCAACAAAGCCUCUCGAUAAAGUAGCUGGCCUGGCAUACUUUCUCUCCAAGAAAUCUAUCCCAAUAUACAAUGAGGCACAAUCUGAAGAGGAUGUCUGGGUAGCACUUACAGAGGUGAUGUUUGAGAUGUAUUGUGUGGAAUUGCUCUUCUCAUACCCUGAACCUGGGAAUGGACAGACGUUGGCAACCAUCAUGGAAUCAGAUAAUGGCAAUGCCAUUUAUAUCACAUACUAG